AAUCAAAAGAAAAAACCUUUCGCAAUACAUAUUGCGAUUGGCUUGUAGGGCAUCUACUCUUUCAGCAAGUACAUUCCUUUAAAGUUACUGUGCAUCUAGUAGACUUGUAUAAAUGCAAUUCAAACCCUUGCUCAUGCUGGUUGCACUCACUAAAAGCUGUUGGUUACAUUUGGUAACCCUUAGUCUUGCUUCCCAUCCUCACCGCCCCUCCCCAUACAAUGAUCUCUUAUAGUAAAGCCUACUUCCCGUUCCAUGCAGAAAGAAAAUAUAUUGCCGUGAUGUACACGGUACACCCUUUCUCAUAUCAUAUGAGCAUAAUGAACUCAUUAAGACUGGUUUCAUUUAUUUCUUUCAAAAAUUAUUUUAAGUAUUAAUGCUAUAAUUAUCAUAAUUAUCUUUAUUAUAUUUAUGAUCAUCAUUUCCAUCCGUCAUAGAACUCAACGGGAAAAUUUAACUCCAACAAACAUUUUAACCUUCAAUGUCAGUAGGCCCCAAAUUUAGGUGAAUUCGGGAAACAAAUUGUAGAACUUAGCAUAAAAACGAAAAAAAAUAAAAAACACACAGGGGUACACAAAAUAAAAAAUUGAAAACAAAAGGCCGAGAGAGAAGAGGGGGGAAAACGAAAGAGGGAGGGAGAGAGCGGACGUAUUCUCUUUUUGGCUCUUCAGCGAUCGAUAGAGAGAGCACGAGAACGAGAGCUCAAUCCAAUCCUCCAGGCUACAGCCUUCCACUAGCGAGGAAGAGAGUCGACGUAGCGAAGAGGGACCGAGGAGAGCCCAAAGCGAAGCAGAAGCAAAGACAAGAGAGAGAUACAGAGAAUUCGAGCUUCUCUCUGUGCUCGGUGAUGCACUUCGAAUCCCUGUCUCCCUCCCCAGUUCGAGCUCCCAAAGAGUACGGAAUCGAUCUAUGGAAGCUCCUUCACGACCAAUUCGUCAGUAAAAUGAGAGCUUUUUCGAGCUCUGGCCCGCCAAGUUGGGUGCUCCUCUAGCUGGUCCCGUUCCCGUUAGGGUUUGGAUCCCGCCGGAUCGGAAUUCGGUUAUCCGGCCAGGGUUUUUGGAGAAGUUCGAAUUUGAGAUCUUUGUUCGUGGGCCUUCCUAUCCCGGCUUAACCUAGGGUUUAUGCCCCAGAGAUGAGAUUUUUGCCUGCAUUGUUCUGGUCGAGCAGUAGGGAAUUGGUUUGAGCUCAUUUACUUGUAGAAGGAAAAGCAAAACCCUAACUUUGAAUUGGGAUAGAGGAUAGAGAGAACCAGAGGAGAACCCUAAUUCUGUUGAUCUGGUGAAUUAUAUGGCUGCCCUGCAUUGAGAGAUGCUGCCACCACCGUCACCACCCGCCGCCCGGAUCAAUCUCAGCAGCCUCAAGUUGCAGAUAGCCAACAAGCUCGGCCCUGAGCGAGCCCAGCAGUAUUUUGGUUACCUGAAUCAGUGGCUGUCCCAGAAGCUGAGCAAGCUUGAGUUCAACAAGCUCUGCCUUUUGAUCCUCGGACGGGAGAACAUCCCAUUGCACAACCAGCUCAUCCGCUCGAUCCUUAAGAAUGCCUUUAAUGCCAGGACCCCACCCCAUGUUAAGGCCACCACGAAGCCCAUUGGAAGUACAGGGAAGAUAUCCCCUCAAGGAGAUGAUAGAAUUAAUAGGAAACGUGCUUCUUCAACUCCACAGCCGACUAUUUGGUCCAACGGGGACAUCUUGCCACCAUCACCUCGCAAGGUCAGGUCUGGCAUUCGAGACCGGAGAAUCAAAGACCGCCCAAGUCCUCUUGGACCCAGCGGGAGGGCAGAUGUUGCUGCCCACCAAUCUGUAUUACCUUCUGAUGAAGAAGCUGUGAGGGAGAAUGGCAUUUUGGGUCCUUGCGAUUUGAAGAGACCCAUGCAGCAUCAAAGUGGGCCUGCAGAGCGGCAAGCAAAGAGACUUCGGGUGGAGAAUUUGUCACCGCAUGAUCGGGCCUCUGUACAUAGCAAGGGUCAGGUUGAAGUGGGUGUUGUGGAAGAUGGGGAGGAGGUCGAACAGAGUAAUGAUUUGAACUCCAAGAGAGGUCCUCUUCAGGCUCCACUUGGGAUACCAUUCUGUCCUGCUAGUGUUGGUGGGCCAUGGAGAUCUGUACCAUUGGUAACUAGCACUAGCACUGAUAGCUCUAGGAGCAACCGUGAUGAUGGUGAGCUAUGUCAUACUGAGGCCUUGAAGAAAUGGAUGGAAAAAAUAGCAGAGUCACAGGCCUUGGGAGGGGUGACGAUGGAAUGUGCUAAUUUAUUGAAUAAGGGGUUAGAUGCUUACUUGAAGAACCUGAUUAGAUCAUGUGUUGAGCUAGUAGGAGCAAGGUCAGGACAUGAAUCAAUGAAGCAUCUGGUCUACAUGCAGCAACAUGUAGUGAAGUCUAUUAAUGGUUUUUGGGCAGGAAAUCACAUGCAUGUACAGAGUAAUGGUGGGUCUUCAGCGGGUACACAUGCUAUGAGAAACUUGUCUCCAAUAUCUCUACAGGAUUUUAGGGUGGCGAUGGAGCUAAAUCCACGACAUCUUGGUGAAGACUGGCCAUUGCUGCUUGAGAAAAUAUGCUUCCAUCCAUUUGAAGAAUAAGGCAGUUCCAUAUCAAGUUUUUUGGAUCAAUGAAAUUGUUGUUGGGUGGAUGUCUAACAGCCUCAAGGGGUGGCCUUUGGGCCAGUCUGAACGUAACUGAACUCAGAUUAUUGGAUCUCCGCUCUGGUGAAAGUCAUCAGAGGUUAGAACCAAAAUUUUUGUAAAGUCAUGGGCUUGCUUGAAGAUCAUAUUCCUUAAAUCAGUCCAUCUGAAGGACAGUUUUUUUUUUAAUCCCCCUGUUUGGUGCAUUUGUUGUACGUCUUAGCAUCCAUGAUGGGGAUAUCUUCCACCACAUCCAGUGAUCUCAAGCCUUUACAUAACAGCAAAUGUGGAGGAAAUCAGUUUUGCAGGAAUAUUGAUAUGUUACUUGGUAUAGGUAUAAUCAUGUCAUGUAGGUCUUUCGGGGUCUUGGUCUUUAUAUUAUUAAUUGCAUAAAUUGCUUGGGUGGUUUUAAUAGUGGUAGCCUCUUACCAUUUCAUGGAUUGUUUCAGAAGAUUACAUUUGAAUUAUCUAAUCAAGUGAUACAUAAGAAGUCAAGUAUGUGGAAGAAUGCUAUGUAUGUUCUCAGCUUCCAAUUUUAUAUAAUUGCCUUCUUUUUUACAUUCUUCUAGGCUCUUCUGUCAUACUUCUGUAGUAUUUAUUGAGAUAUUUUUGAUGUGUAGCAUCUUUAGGGGAAAUAUGAUUUCUUAAAUAAAAUUACUCACUAUUUCAUACUUUGACUUCAUCUCUGCUGAUUUGUAUUAUGUAUUAAGAAUCAUAACAUGCUUCUUGGGUUUGUGUUGUUAUAUGUUUAUGGAGACUUUUAUAUUGUCAUAUAGUUUUCAGCAUUUGGGAGCAUUUAAAGAAGUUAGCUCACAAAAUUCAUCUUGGUGGCAAUACCAAUCCAUGGAAGUGCCUUACCAAGAGUAUAGCUUUAAUAAUGAUGAAGACACAUUUUUUUGUACAGAUAAUCCUCUUCUUUGGCUUACCUAAAUAAUCUUAUAUCAUCCACAACAUGCAUAGCUGUAUGGACAUUAAACUACAUGAUGAAUUGGAAAACCCUGAUAUACUAAUUUGACUGCCCAACUUUAAACAUUAUUAUACAAUGUUACAGAUAGCUGUGUGUAUCAUCCAAGUAAUGGUGUAUGUUUAUCAUUUUAGGGUUGUAAUCUGGUACAUAUCUAUACAAUCAAUACCCAAAACGAUACUCUAACCAUAAUCGUUGCUUAUAUAGUGAACUAUAAUAUGCAAGAUGCAGAAAACCUUUCAAAGAUGCUCUAUAUCAGAACUAGGUAGAGUAUGAAUUUUCUGUUGUAACCCUCAUAUACAAUAUUUACUCAAACAAGAAAUCAUAUGUUAUAUGAACUGUUAAAAACUUAGAUAAAUACAUAUACAUGCACACACACAUAUAUACGAACCAGGGUUAACAAUAAAUUUUAGAUGCAUUUUAUAUAAUCAAAUUAAAAUCGUGCAUCAUACAUAAUCAAAUGAAGGUCAAAAAUAAAUUUAAUGAUAAUUUCUUCAUUUUUUAUUUUAUGUACUAUUUCUUGAAAAUUUUAAUUUCUUUUGCUCAAGAAUAACAUUGCUCACUGAAUUUGCAAUAUUGCUUUGCUUAUUGUAUCAAAUAUCAAAUCACAAAGUGAUAUGGAGCAAUUUUGUGAGUUAUAAUUCACAUUAUUGCUUUCUUUUUUAAAAAAAUAAAGCAUUUUUUCAUGGCAUAUUGGUUAUAUGCAUUUUAUUAUAUAAACUAUAUAUAUGUCAAACCUAAACAUCUCAAACUGAUACAUUGCUAUAUAAGAUCUUAGGGCGCAUUUGGUUCAUAAUCGGAAUUGAAAUCGGAAUCAGAAUGGAUUAGAAUGGGAAUCGGAAUGGGCUAUAUUCUCUGAUGCAUGGUAUGCUGAACCGACCGGAAUCGGUCGGUUCAGCCUGUACCGAAUCGGUGCCUAUUGGCACCGGUCUGGUACGGCGUAUAAUUUUGGUUCCGACCCAAGGCACCGAUCCGGUACGAAAGGGGUCGGAACCAAAUGGUUCCGUGUCUACCGGUGAGAACCGGCUCGGUUCGCACCGGUACAUACUCAUACGGGUGCGAACCGGCCUAGUUCGCAUGGUACAAACUGGUAUUGGUGCGAACCAGGCCGGUGCGAUCGCACCGGCCCAAGCGCGGGCGCCCGCGCGGUUCCCCACACGCGGGGCAACGCGCCCGAGUGGGCGCAUAGCACGGGAUAUUCAAUUAAUGCCACUCUAUGGCAUUUAAUGCGGAUGCGCGCACGUCCGCGCGGUUUUUUUUUCCGUCGAUACAGUACCGGUUCGGUUCGGUACUAUACCGGUACUGACGCCCACCGCUAUGUCGGUACGGUGGAUCUUGUUCUAACGUGUUUGGUUUGUGUCCAGAAUCAGAAUCGGAAUUGAAUUUGAAUACUAGGAAAGAGUAGGGAUUGAGUUUUGGAGGAUUGGAGCAUUCUCAUUUCCUCCUGGAAUCAAAAUGGGAUGGGACUCUCCUCAACCAAAUAGUUCAAAUGGGAGUCGCUCAUUUUCCAUUUUCGUUCUAGAGUUCAACUUUCCCCAACCAAACAUGCCCUUAAUGUUUAACCUUAAACAAGACCUUUGAGAUUGAGAAAAGUUUCACAACUAGCUUUCAAACAGAAAGAAAGGUGCUAAACUUUUACUAGGUCAUCCUUUGAAAAGUGACGAACCUGCCACAAAAUAUAAGGUCCCUUUAGGUGGGUGUGGAUAUUCAUCUUGCCAUUGUGAAGUUUGGGAUGAUAUGAUCAAGAGAAAAAACCUUCCAGGUCUCCUAGACUUGGAAAGAAUCUAGAAAAUGAAAGAAGGCAAGGAUCAGUAGUGGAAAUUGCAUUCAUUACAGGGCAAGAAUUAUUGGCCAAAUUCCAAUUAGGAAUGCACUUUAAGUAAUAAUAGGGUUUCUGCACACAUAAUUCUAGCAGUUUAUAUCAUUAUAUGUAUUUUAUUUUAUGUAUAUGUAUAUAUAUGUUAUGUAUCGGUAUUGAUGUAUUUUUGUAUGCAUAUCUCCAUCUGUUUGUGUAUGUAUACACCAUCUUUCUAUAUAUGUAAAUAUAUAAAAUUAAAGGUAGACACAUACAUCAUACUAAACAUAGGAAGAUGGAUAGAUACUAACAUAUGUAUAUAUAUCUAUGUACCUAUGAAUAUUCGACACAUUAUCCAUAUUGUAUGCCUCUGCAUGUAUGCAUCACAAUAUAUAAUGUAUGCUUAUAUACAUAAUCACAUCCAUAUGGGUCUUAUUAACCAACUUAAAAGGUGGCUUCCUUGUUCAGAGCAUAUUUUCGAGCUUAGAUGGUUUAUAUUUUCAGCAAGGUUGGCAAAGUUAGUUUUAGUUUUGUUCUCCUUUAGAUCAAAUGAGUUUUGCUUCAGCAACUUUAGUGGAUUUGGUUGCUAUUUAAGUUCUGGCUCCAAUUUUGACCAUUUUAUCUAAAAAUCUAAAGAGGCAAUUACAACUAGGAAAAAUUGAUAAAGAAACAAAAUACGUAAACAAUAACAUUUAAAAUAUAUUAUAUCGUCCGGACCUUUGGAUUUCUCAUAUUGAGGGUUUAACACUAUGACAGACAAUUUUUUCCUGAAAAAUACAAUUUUGGACAUGUCUAGGGUAUAAUAUGUCAUUUCCCAAUUGAUGGCUAUAUAAGAAAUGAAAUAGAAGUGGCUAUGAGUUACAAGCUCUAGCAUAGUCGAACCUUUUAUAAAAAAAUCCUUUAAAUCUCUUUAGAGCCUAAUGUUCUAAGUAUGGUUGUCCGAACUAUCUCGAAUCGGGCAGUUUGGGCCGUAGUAAACCGAACCGGUCAAGAAUCGAAACAGUUUGGGCGGUCUGGAUGGUUUGGGCCUUAGUAAAAACCACGAUUUCCUCUUGUGGUCCAGAUUUUGCAAUCUCUCUCCCUCUCCCACCAUCUCUAUCUCUCUCCUCUCCCCUCGUCUAUUGUUCUGAUCUUUGCCUCUCGUCAGCACACUACGUCUCCAUCUCUUGAUGAAGGUCCUCUCGCACCAAAGGAGUGCAAGGGUUCCACCCUUCAAAACCCUCACUCAAUCCUUAUAAGCACCAGCUGUUGUGAAUCUCCAAGGAGAACGUUGACCAUAGCCCCACCCCAUCGGAAUCCUCCCCCUUCUGGUCGCCUUCCAUUUCCAGAAAGCCCCUUGCCGCAAAGAACCGAAACCUACCCCCCUCCCCACAUGGUCGCCACUCUCCUUAAACCACGGAGGCAACCCUCUCAAGUGGAUUAACGCUAAGAGAUGCUAGAACAGGCAAGGAAUACAGGUGGGAAGGUAAGGAAGUCUUUAACUUCUGGGGUAUAUCCAUUCGCUGAGCUCAGGAUGAAAAUUAUACAUGAUGUCAAGUUCAGCUCAAGACGAUCGCUCAAUUGCACCUUCGCGCACCAUUUUUCUGAGCUGCUUAGCUAGUGUAGCAUCUAUUCAUCAUUGAUAAUUUUUUCUGUUCUAGACUGACCCAUUGACCUGGAAGCUAAUCUUGAAAACCUUACCUACCUGAAUGGGGUUCCAACCUCCGGGCCUUAGAUUUUGGUGUUUAGGUACGUCAUUAUUAUGUUAGAAAACGUAUCCCUCUUUCUCCCCUUCUUUCCGACCUCCUAGGGUUUAGGGUUAGGAUUUUCUCUCCCUCCCUCUCCAUCUCUCUCUCUCUUUCUCUCUCUCUCCCCUCCCCCUCCCUAUUUUGGUACGCCUCAUCAAGUACCCGACCCAACCUAACCCUAAUGGGGUAGAUUUUACUUGAUCCGCAUCGGAUACGGAGCAUGUAUAGAUAAUGGUAAAACCCGCCCCAAACUCGACCUGAGUAUAUAUAACUCUUCACAAAUUUCUUCCUUGAGGCAAAAAAAUUUUUGAUUUGUAUGCAAAAAAAUGAUUUUUGUAGGUUACCUUGGUUCCUAGGCUUCCAGAAAAUCUAAGUUCAAUCUAAAGAAAAUGCUACCCAAUAUUCAGAGAAACAAAGAAAUCACAGAACAUUGGCUUAAAUAGACUAUAUACACAAUAAAUGUGGUUCUAUAAGUCCAAUCCUGAAACUGAACAUAGUUUUGGAUCAAUUCGCUGAAACCAAAAUAUUCUGGUUCAACUGUGGAGCUUCAGGUGCAACAUCAAAUCAUGCUUUGCAGGGUUUGCUUUGUUUUCUCGUACAUUUAUUUUAAUUUAUUCUCCUAAUUGUUGUCAAAGUUCUAUUGAUCUAUUGCUGAAUGAUUAAGAAUGCAAAAUUGAGUGAAAUAUAAACCUGAAGAGGAAAUCACAUUUUGUCUUUCGACUUAUGAUUUAGUUUGCUACAAAGGUCUCCUGUUGCUAUCUUUUUUUGAUGGAAGAUCUCCUGUUAUUAUUAAUCUUCAAGUCAAUCAGAAGCUCUCGUAAGACAAAAUUCUGUUACCAUAUAGUCUAUUGUGCAAAAGUUUCAUGCAAAGUAGGGCAAUGUGUCACAGAAGUUGAAAUGUUAUUUAUAUGCAAAAAGGAAGAAGCAUAUGGUAAUCGUAAUAAAUAGUUGUAAAGGUACGUUGAUGAUACAUGCAUGUGUAUACUCUAUGAUUUCUUAGUGAAAAAAAUGGCCCUUUAUGAUGCUAUAUGGCAUUUAGAAGAUUUAAUCCAAACUUGAUAAAGUAAUUGGGUUCAAGUUCAUAUACAUCCAGUGCUCAUUUCUCUUUAGGUUUUUGGAUUCUAAUCCAUUAUCAAAUACAAAGCGGCUCUUCAAUGUAUCUUCUAGAAAUAUUGUUUCCUGUGAUUAUUUUUCCCCAACAUCUUCAAUAGUUUAUUUAAGCAUUACUUUCGUUAUAAAUUUUAUUAUGGGGGUAUACUUGAACUCCCUAACUAGGAGGUUGACAUUCAUUUUUUUGUCCAUACUAUUUGAUGCAGCUUCAACUGAAUAGGAUUUCAAACUUGAUUACUUUUAAUUUAGUGCAUUUUAUCUUAAUUUAAUGCAUGAUUAUGUAUAACACUUAGAGUUUGUAUGGGUUACACAUGCAGAAUAUUUGUUAAUGCAUAAGUAAUACAUGUACAUACAUAUUUUGCGCAUUAUAUAAUAGAUAUGUACAUAUGUAUGUAUAUGUGCAUAUAAUUGCACAACCACACACAUGAGAGAGAGAGAGAGAGAGAGAAAGAUCCGCUAGGUUAUAAUGAGGUUUUAGGUAAACAAAGCUGUUAAAUAUGAUCAGCUGAAGUUGAAAUCAAGCCUGAAUUUUGGUUGAACUGAACAAGAAGUGUAAUUUUCUAUGAAUUCUAAUAUCAUUUUUUUUAAACUGAGAAUAGGGAAUAUAAAACUAGGCUCUAAAUGGGUUGUAGUAGAGAUUACAGAGGACAAUAAGCUACGAAAUUUUGAAAAGAGUGGACAGACUUGGGAGGUCAGGAAAAAGUCGAGGACUAGAGAUAAAGGGAUUUUGAAGAUGUUCGGAGGCUUUUCAUGAAUGGUCCUAAGGGCUUAGAGAGAGAUAACAUCGAGGUGGAGAGAGUACAGGCUAGGAAAAACCUGAAAGAGAUAGAAAAAGGAUGGUCAUUUGGCAGCAUUAAAGAACCUAGUCAUUGCACUUAGACUUGAAGUAUUUGCACCUUAAAAGCAUGGAACCACACGACGUAGAAAAGAGAUAAAACCCUCAUUUUAUUGCUUAAACUUUGAAGUGUAUUACGAUGGAGGAGUGUUUCUUAUAUCAGCAGCCAUCAUAGGCUCCUUUUAGUUUUACAGUACAACAUACAUAAAAGGUUUCCUUUUGAAGAAACAAGCAAUGGUUUAUGUGAAAAAGAAAUAAUAAAACUUUCUAUAGAAGACAAUUAAGGGCUCCUACAACGAAAAAAACAAAGUUAGCUGGUGGAUUCUGAAGGGACUUACACAAGAAAAGAAGAUUUUGAAGCAAGCAACUUACAUAUUUUGAAACCUUUUGAAAUAAAAUAUAUUGAGCAUUGAAUACAAACAAACUUUUCUAGGCAAAAGCCUAGUGGUUUAAGACUUUCCUAACUCAUGUCCAAAAUAGACUUAUAGACGAUAAUCUUACCUUAAUAAGGACUCAUAGCCCAUAAUAUAAUCCAUAAGCUCAGAUGAGAAUCAUCACAAUAUGAACUAAAAUUCUGCUAUUAAAAUAUGACCAAAUGUGAAAAGAAUGUAUUCAGUCAGUAUAAUGAUUCUUCAUAGGUAGGUAGGUACGUUGGAACUAGAUCAAUAUCAUUUCAGAGUUGUUCUUGGGAUACCAGUUGAGAUAUACCCAUAUCCAAACUGAAGACAAUCAGGAAUCCAGAUCCGGUUAUUCUGUGUCAGGUUUCUGGGUGCCUUGACACUACUAGCUGGAUACUGCAUAAUGGAAAUUUUGUUGCUUUCUGACAACUGUGUGGAAAAGGUGUGCUAAUUUUCAAUUGAAAACCAGGAUAUUGAUAUUAAGUACAUCAAAGAUUGCACGGUAGGUAAUGAGCUUGCUGACAAUGGAGCUGUGGGUGGACCAAUCACGUUAUUCAAUAUUUACCACCUAGCGUUUCCCAUCUGGUGGACUUACCAAUUGGGAAUAUUGCUUUGACUUAGCCCUGUUCUUAUAAUUAAACUCUUUUAUUAUUUUAUUGCAAGAAAGUUAUGCAUUCUAAGCUUCCAAUUUUAUUUGAAACAUGCUUUUCUUUUUGUUGAAUUGAAACUCAAAAAGGGAUGGAACAUUAUUGAUACUUUAAGUAUUCUAGGAAAUUCAUUCUUAUGGUUUCUAUUAUUUUUCUUAGGUGCCAUAUUCUUGAUGGUACUUGUGCAAUCAGAGGCAUGCUGAUAGAUAUCAAAGAAUACCUAUCUUUUGAGCAUGAGUAUCUGUUGAAAUAUGUAAUAAUUGAUUACAAUUAUCUAUGAUGUUGGUCUCUAACUUACCUUCUUUUGGACUAGUCACGUGUCAGGGACCUGCUUAUGAUCGUGGAUAGAAAUUGAUAUUAAUUUGAAUGUUCAUUUAAAACCAUAUAUUUAUCUUUUCUUUCUAAUAUAAAGUAAGAACUGGAACCUUGUCCGAUGCCUAAGUUGUAUUUGAUUCUACCAAAAAACAAAAGAACUUGUAUUUAAUUGAGAGCACUCCUAGCCAUGUUUCAAUUGGAAAAGGCAAAAGAAAUUUUUUCUCUGCCAUAU
Molecule: messenger RNA, 10633 nt
Organism: Phoenix dactylifera (date palm)
Lineage: Eukaryota; Viridiplantae; Streptophyta; Magnoliopsida; Arecales; Arecaceae
Source: RefSeq, a predicted model, not a curated record